This is a messenger RNA of Monomorium pharaonis (pharaoh ant), 2063 nucleotides long. Its product is annotated as serine protease gd. The record is from RefSeq and is a predicted model, not a curated record. The transcript is spliced from 6 exons. NCBI's taxonomy places the organism in Eukaryota, Metazoa, Arthropoda, Insecta, Hymenoptera, Formicidae. Bases 156 to 1532 code for a protein of 458 amino acids. Gene Ontology annotation, biological process: proteolysis. Gene Ontology annotation, molecular function: serine-type endopeptidase activity.
CGCCUCGACUCUUGCCAGUAGCCCACUACCACAUCAUUCGGACACAUCUUUGGCAUAAAAUUACAAACAUAUUUCAAGGUGUUUCGAUAAAGAGCUGAUCAGUCCUGAGAAGAUUGGGUAAAGUGCAAGUCAAAAUUUGCUAACAGUCUUAAAAGAUGAUUAAAAUUUCUACCUUGACCGUGUUGCUGUUGCAUCUACUUUAUAUCAGAGUACAAGGUAUAAUUGUAUAUCAACCAGUUAAAAUGAGUUGUUCGAAAUAUGUCAAACCUGGAACAACUAACUUGUCAAGACAGAUCGAAAUCCCACCUCCUCCAGUAAAUGAUGAAUACUACUUAAAAGUAGCUUUGAAUACUGACAAUGAAGUAAUGAAGCAGAAUUCGAUUGGAUUUGGAGACUAUCGAUUGGCAUUGGCACAAACGAUAUAUGACACUGUUCGAGCUGUUCGUCAGAGUAAACCUUUGUUGUAUGAUAUUAAUUAUCCCUCGCAUAAACCAGUUCCGACUGUGUCUGCAAUAUGGUUUAACAAUCAACAAAUCUGUCCAGGCUUAGAAUCAAAUGGAAAUAUCUGUGCUACUAUCGAGUUGGGGCAUAUUGUGUAUCCGCCAAACAAUGAUCCAAAUUCUUGGACAUGGCAUCGAAAUUCGAGCACUUAUUAUAUACAUAAUCCGAGUGAAGAUCGCCUAAACUAUUUGAGUCAAUCUAGACGCACUACCGCAAUUCCUCCAGUUCAAUUCGCCAACAAUGAAUGCGGUAUCACCAAUUAUUACACGGACAGUACAAAUCGUCUGUUUCCCAAUGGUCAGGAAACAUUUCCGGGCCAAUGGCCGUGGGUGGUUGGACUCUUUGUUAAAAAAGAACAAUAUAAAUUUCAAUGUACUGGUUCCGUUCUAACUACCAGACACGUUAUAACAGCGGGGCAUUGUUUGAAGAAAAACUUUAGUAGUAAUGACACCAUACAUCCCAAUGAUUUGCUUGUGGCCUUGGGACGAUUUAAUUUUCGACACUUUCGUGAGGAGGGAUCUGUCAAUCGGGAAGUUGCAAAUUACACAAUCCAUCCAGAUUAUGCGCAUUAUCUCAGCGGCGAUUCUGAUCUAACAAUUUUGAUCCUGACGAUGCCCGUUGAGUUUAGUCCUUUCAUUAAACCUAUAUGCCUGUGGUUUGGUUCGACUAAUCUUCAAAACAUCAUCAAUAAAAGAGGAUAUGUUGUGGGAUGGGGCAAAGAUUUAACGAACCGUUUUCCUGAUUAUCCACGUAUGGCGAGGGUGCCGAUAGUGAGUCAGGAGAUAUGUCUUCGGAGUAACCAGAUUUUCUUCAGCUUCACAUCAGAUCGCACUCUUUGUGCCGGUAAAGACGAGAGCGGUCCUGGCAGUGGUGAAAGCGGGAGCGGGUUAGUCAUUUUCGAUGAUACCACGGGCCGUUAUCGUUUACGUGGAAUCGUUUCCCGAAAUUUAUCUAAACUCAAAGAUUACGUCGUUUAUGUUGACAUAGCCAAAUAUAUAUCUUGGAUUCAACAACAGAUUUCUACCACGUAAUCUCUAUGUCAAUCUCUUCAUACAAAAUGUGCUAGCAAUGAAGCUUUUAUGUGUAAAGUUUAUACAAAACUGCGCUAGAUUAAUACAAUUUUACUUUUAAUUUUAUCUUUAAUUGUUUAUACUGAUUCUUUUUGUCGUAAUAAAUUUGUAUUGAUAUAAAAACAAGAUAAAUAAGUAAAAUACAAUUAUACUAGUUAUUAAUUGUUACAGUCAAUUUUUUAAUAAUUAAAAAUAAAUUGUAUUACAACACACGCAUGUUAUAGUAUAUGUAAUAGGCCGAUACUUAUGUAAUGCUUCUACAAAACGUAAAUAAUAAUUGACGACGUCGUUUAUUUUGACGUAAUCCUUGUAAACGAUCAAAUACAUAUUCUGGAGUCAACAACAUAUCUCCAUCAUGUAAAACUGAUCUUGCGCUGUAGAUUACAAAAUAUGUUAACUUUUAUGUAAGAUUUAUCCAUGGCGGCGACAUUUUAUGGUAAUGAAAAACAAUACUGGCUUGAAAGACAAUACAAGUGCCAGAAACGCAUAAAA